AUGUUUGGUACUAUGUCUAAAUCUAUACUCAACUUAUCAAAAAGCCAGCCUUUUGGCGCAAGUUUUCGCUACUUUCAUGUGUCUCAGGUAGCAUGGGCCAAGAAUAAGAAGAACAAGGCACCUCCAGCUUCUGCGGGAUCUGCCUCUGUCUCUAAUGACGAGGGUGUCCUUGAACUCGAUAUAGACUCCAUAGAAUCUAAGUUCAAGUCUGUAGUUGAAAAUUUUAACAAGCACGCCGCAGAAGCCAAGUUAGGAAAGACUAACCCUAGUAUAUUCGAUAAAUUGAAGAUCACCAUAGACAACAAAUCCAAAGUCCCCUUCAACACUGUAGCCCAGACGAUGGUUCAAGGUGGUAGAAACUUCGUUAUUACUGUAUUUGAUCCCUUGCAUACUCAGGGAAUCAUUAACGCAGUUCUUGACUCGGGUUUGAACAUGAAUCCUCAAAGAGAUCCUAGCAAUAAACAGACUUUGAAGGUUCCCUUACCUCCACCUACUGUGGAAAGUAAAAAGGAUGCAGCAAAGGUCUUGAAGACUGUCUAUGAAAAUUUGAAAAAUAACUCAUCAUCUGGUCGUAACUCCGAUCCAACAUUAGCCUCAGUUAGAAACGCUACUAAGGAUACUAUUCUGAAGUUCGUCAAGAAGCUGAAGAGGAAGUUAUCAGAUUCUGAAAAGAAGCUUGAAAGUGAAUUUGACAAUUUACAUAAGAGCUACACGGAUAAACUUACUGAAGCAUUCAAGGCUGCUGAGAAGUCUUUAUUAAAGUAG
This is a messenger RNA of Dujonia railenensis, 765 nucleotides long. Lineage: Eukaryota; Fungi; Ascomycota; Pichiomycetes; Serinales; Debaryomycetaceae. The record is from the annotation of a GenBank genome assembly.